CCAAGUCUCUGAAAUGAGCGUACUACGCACUUGUAGCGCAGUAAAACCACCCGGCCAUUCUUCGCUUGUGUCCUCACAAUCAGUUAGUAUUCCCCUUUGCUUCAACUUCCCAAUAACUAAAAUUAUUCUCCUACAUAACAGAACAACAACAUCAACAACGCCCAACUUAAUCUCAACUCGCUUCCCGACUCACCUGGUCAAAAUGGCCGAGUCGUCGCCACCAGUCAUGAGCCCCUUCGGUUCGAGUUCUGUGGAUCCUGCUUACUGCGAGAUUAUUGUGGUGCGUCACGGCGAAACGGCGUGGAAUGUCGACGGAAGAAUUCAGGGACAUUUAGAUGUUCUAUUGAAUGAAGUUGGGAGAGAACAAGCAGUUGCAGUGGCUGAUCGGCUAGCAAAAGAGUUUAAAAUCUCUGUUGUAUAUUCUUCUGACUUGAAGCGAGCUCUUGAGACUGCACAGGCUAUUGCAAAAGCUUGUGGCGGGUUGGAGGUCAUUGAAGAUCAAGACCUAAGGGAGAGACAUCUAGGAGAUCUUCAAGGCCUUGUUUAUCGUGAAGCAGCCAAAAUUUGUCCUGAUGCACAUAAAGCGCUUGCAUCUCACAAGCCAGAUCUGGAGAUCCCUGGUGGUGGAGAAAGUCUUGAUCAACUUUACAAACGCUGCACAACUGUAUUGCAAAGAAUUGGUAGGAAACAUAAAGGACAGCGAGUAGUUGUGGUCAGUCAUGGGGGUGUGAUCAGAGCACUCUACAAGCGGGCUUGCCCAGAUAACAAGUCUGGAGGGAAAGUACUGAAUACAUCUGUCAGCAUAUUUCAAUUGUCUGAUGCCAAGAGAUGGAUCCUAAAAACCUGGGGUGAUGUUAGCCAUCUCGGCCAAACAGGGGUCCUGGAGACUGGUUUCGGUGGGGACAGAACGUCUGGUUAGUUGUUAGGUGAUCUAUCUAGCUUUCUCUAGUCAAUUAUUUCAGCUAUUGACACGCAGUAAUUGUAAUGGUGGGAGGAACCUAAUUUCCCAGUUUUAGAAGUUGUGAUUGUCAUCUCGUUCAA
Molecule: messenger RNA, 1041 nt
Organism: Pistacia vera
Lineage: Eukaryota; Viridiplantae; Streptophyta; Magnoliopsida; Sapindales; Anacardiaceae
Product: phosphoglycerate mutase-like protein 4
Exons: 7
Coding region: 14-919 (301 amino acids)
Cellular component (GO): cytosol; cytoplasm
Molecular function (GO): phosphatase activity
Source: RefSeq, a predicted model, not a curated record